CUACGCCUUCGUCGGUAAAUGCGAAGACGCCGCCUUCGAAUCGGACGAGAUCCCCCUCGGUAGGAGGGCUGUCUCGCGCUACCACGUUCUCCAUCUCUGCCCGAUCUGCGACUAGAACCUCCACGACUCGAUCUAUUACUCCAACCACCACCCGGUCUGCAAAUUCAGCUGCUAGUAGCCGGGCUGCGACUCCGACGGGACAACCAAAGCUAGAACGCCGAGCUCCCUCUACUGAAAAGAUGUCGACGUUUCGUAAGCCGUCGCUGGCGACUCUCAGUAGAGUGGUGUCUAGACUUUCCAAGCCAUCCUCUGCUGGUACGUUGCUGUCAUCAGACCAAGCGUCCCAAUUGAAACGACCUUCAAAUCCUUCCCUACAGCGACCCAGCUCGCCGGGGAAGUCUCUGUCUGCUAAACCUUCUGCGUCACAUCUAGCCCCCCCUUCGCCCUCCAAGUUGCCAGCUAAUAUUGCUGCGUCUGCCGAGGUUAGCAAGCUUCAGGCAGAACUUCUACAGCUGUAUCUGCUGCAUCAGGAGGCUCCAACUGUAGAUGCCGAAUGGCGAGCGAGUGCCAAACAGAAAUUGGGAAGCCGGUUCCAAAAGCUAAGUGAAGAGAGCAGGGAGGUUGCUGAGCAGGAGAGUGCUGCGCUGGAGAAGCGGAAUGUGCUCGCGCUCAGAAGAUGGGGCAGUGGAGGUAGACUGGACGAGAAGAUUCAGUCUUUGGAAUCCAUCAUCACGAACGUAUGGUCACUGAGCGACCCGGGUGGCCGAUAUGCUCGUGUGGUACGACAUUUCGAGAAUUGGAUUGAUGGGGUGAGCGAGAUGGAGGAUGCGAGAAGGAGAGGGGUCGUGCAAGUCCAAGGGGAUGACAGAGUUUUCAUCGAAGACUUGGAUGCCAGGUGGAAAGAAGAGCGUGAAGAUCUCAUUAAACAUCUAGACGAAUGGAGGCAGCAGCUCAGCGAUAUCGACGACUUGUGUCGGGAUGAGUUUUACACCGAGCCGCCGGAAGAGGACGAAAAGUCGAGCUUGGAGAAGAUGCUAGACGGAUCGCGCUCGCUGAUUGACGACAUGCUGGCGGAGCUGAGAAUCAUGGAGGAGGUUGAGCACGAGGCGCUUGUGAGGGAGGAUCAGUGGAUUGAGAGGAUGAAUCGGAGCGACGACGACGACCUCCGGGUUUCGCGGGUGGGAGGUGCCUGGAACGAAAUGUGAAAAGUGCCAUUGAAUGGUUAAGGGGUAUUGAUAUUUUGCUUAUUUCCUUUCUCUUCUUUUUUAUUUUUAUUUCUUUCUCUGG
Messenger RNA from Trichoderma virens Gv29-8, 1287 nucleotides. RefSeq lists its product as uncharacterized. The record is from RefSeq and is a predicted model, not a curated record. Lineage: Eukaryota; Fungi; Ascomycota; Sordariomycetes; Hypocreales; Hypocreaceae. Bases 240 to 1205 code for a protein of 321 amino acids. The transcript has a single exon.